AUGGGUUUAGUGCCGACUCCGUUUCGACCAGAGGAUUUGCGUCUUCAUUACCGCAAGAGUUAUCAACCGCUGGAUUUGAACUCUACUCGGCAGUCGUCGCCACAGCGAUUCAGACGCACCAAAUCCAUGGAGCUGUUCCGGACCAAAAAGCGCUUCGGCAAUGGUCCUUCAACGAGAAGCAAAUUUUCAGUUACGAAAAGUUUGAUGAAUCGUCUGUCGAGAUGGAAGAGCUCGGAAAGCCCGACGGUAGAGGUUGCAGAUAUGGAUCUGCAAAAAUAUCGUCAAGGAGCCAGACGGCCGGUAACAUAUUACGAGUCUGAUUACCUGGAACAGUCGAAUCCGGAUGCUACUGGUACUCCCAUUGUGCCGUCGUCGCCCGAGAAGUUCAGACGGUCAUUGGGUGAGUACAACGGCUACAGAGAGUGUAUCCGUCCUUCGCUACCGCAACCACCGCCACCGCCUUAUUCUAAGAUGAAGCCGCCUCAUCACUGGAAUCAGACCGAGUCACAGGAACGUAGACGUCCCAUGUCCACAUCAUCGAUUUUAAUUUCUUCUACUAACUAUAAUACGGAAAGAACAGAUCAAGAAUGGCAAAGACAGGCUGACCGUUUCCGUGGUCAACCGACGGACGGAACGCUCGAUGUCAGGCCAGGGAUUAGAGCUUCGAGAGAGCGGGCUGAUCACAGCCUGCACCGUCGUGAGUCUUAUGCCGCAUCUGCUCACAUGCCAGUAGUUGAGGACAGGGGCUUGCCUCCUGAGGCUGAACGAAGUGAAGCAUUUAGGAAUAAGACUGCCACGGUGUCGCCCAUGAUAAAUGAGAUUAGCUACAGCGUGGUGCAGAAAUCGAGGGCUGACCAACUUGCUUCAUCUGGCAAAAUGUCGACACUCGGCGAAGGCGAUUGUUUCGAAACGAAGCAAGCAGAAGACUUGCCGUUGAGCGAACAAUCUCUCCCUGCCCCUAUACCAGCGGACAAUGAUGGCGACGCCUCAGGAGAAAAGGUUCUGAGAAAAAGCGAGAAGUGGGAACAACAUGGUGCUUACACAGAAAUACUGACAGUUGACGAUGUGACCGGAAAAGUUGGUUCUAAGUUGGUCAACACCUUUUCAACGGUGUAUCCAGAAAGUUCUACGAGUUUACCGUUCAGCUCAACACAUGAUAUACAUUCAGAGAUGCAGCAGUACGAGAAGUCGUACCAGGCCUAUCGAAAGAAGUACAAGGAGAUCAGCUCGCAAGCGAGGCAAGAGAAAUUGAGAUACGCUGACGACGUUGAAGACACAUGGAAGAACAUUUCAUUGGAGAAAAUGCUGAAAGAUAUAGAAUGCGACAAAGACCAUCAGCCCAUCAAAGCAGCCAGCAAGCAUCACCGAAGCUACUCAUCCGUGUCUUUAACAGAAGAGGCGACUAUGACUGAACGCGACACGUCACCGUGCGUGAGAUUCUGCUUGUCGCCUUUGUCGUUGGUGGUUAAUGAAGCGGACGGAAAUCGAUGGUGGUCUUGCAAGAGUCGCUUUAAUGUGUGCAAAAUUCAGGGCAUAAUUAGCUGCUAUCCAUCCGUGCUCGAUCAAAAGCCGCUUUUCUUAGACGUCGUCGUUCUGCGGCUGUCUGAAAGCCUGAAAAGACGUGGGCAUGCCUCGUCGUCGCCGUCGCCGUCGUCGCCACUGCCGCGCUAA
Messenger RNA from Soboliphyme baturini, 1671 nucleotides. NCBI's taxonomy places the organism in Eukaryota, Metazoa, Nematoda, Enoplea, Dioctophymatida, Soboliphymatidae. The record is from the annotation of a GenBank genome assembly.